Apis dorsata (giant honeybee) is the source of this 1902-nucleotide messenger RNA. It is a transcript of the gene Sap47, whose product is annotated as synapse-associated protein 1. NCBI's taxonomy places the organism in Eukaryota, Metazoa, Arthropoda, Insecta, Hymenoptera, Apidae. Gene Ontology annotation, cellular component: cytoplasm; synapse. The record is from RefSeq and is a predicted model, not a curated record. The transcript is spliced from 10 exons. The coding region runs from base 219 to 1376 and encodes 385 amino acids.
UUUGGUUGCAUAAACUAUAAUGCGCAAUACGAAAUGCGCUAACAUACGUAGAAUCCGCGCAGUUCGUGGUUGCGCGACCAUUAAAACGGACAAGUCUUUGCUAUCAUUCGGACCCAUAAGGGUUUCAGUAACGUUCGUACUAGCGUAGAGAAAAGGAGAUAUUUUAAGAUAUCACGCACAUAUUUAAGUGUGAAGUAACUGUCGCAUUGUAAUUGAAAAUGUUCACCGGUUUAACGAAUCAGGUGUCUACAUGGAUGGGAAAGAAGGCAGAGGAUGCCGGCACGGAAUUACCACCUGAGGAAAAAAUUCCUGUAACUGCCGAAGGAGAAGAAUUGGACAGGAAAGAUAGCCCGACCAAAAGUGGCAGCAAAUUGGACAUGUUGGUUGGUGUGAAAUCCCAGAUGACAGGCUGGUUUAGUGGUGGAAUUCCUGGACUGAGCCGCGGUGGACAAGGAAAUGAAGGCGAAUCGCAGGGCCCUAAAACAAUGAACGGGGCCCAAGUGGCACAAACCACCACCGAGGGUACCGUCGAACAGACAAAAGACGACGAUGCUAGUAGUAAGCGAUUGAUAAGCGCAACUGGCGGAGCUGAUAGUGGUCCUGCGAGCUUAGAAGGUUCUCCAUCCGAGGAUAAGGAAGGACAACAAGCAUUUGGAGGAGUUUCAACGAAAGCCCUGGCAGGCGCCAAGACCCUCGGAGGAUUUUUGUACAGCGCCGUGAAUAAGGCUGGAAAAACCGUGGUCGAGGCUGGGGCAAAGAUCAAGAAGACCGUCGAGGAGAACAGAUUGGUCGCCGAGCUGAACAGAGAACAGGAGGCUUUCAUUGCGAACAAGCACACCGAAAAGGGUGAGGCCGUCGCACCGUGGGUCGGCGCGCCUAACGAGGACAUACUCCGCGAGGAAUGCUUAUCUCUCUCCAUGGAUCAACGCAAUUUCUUAAAAUCCCCGCCAAAGGAAGUCGAUUUCCCAUGGGACUUUGAGGCCGUACAACCGAUGGCGCAAGCAACUCUCGCCUUGGAUCCGAAUUUGGAGAACAUGAGGUUCCAACUGGUGCCGAAAGUAAUAUCAGAGGAGAAUUUCUGGCGGAACUACUUUUACCGGGUGUCGGUACUCCGCCAGAGCCACGAGCUGAACACAAUGGCCAACCAGGCGGAAAACAACCUAAAUCAAACAUCCGCAGGAACUGUGGAUCAAGCUGAAGUUCAAGUGACCACUGGCCAGGAAAGCAGCGGAACCGUGAUGACCGGGAGUAACAGCGCGUUGGCCGAUUCGCCGGGCCACGAAUUCGUGUCCGAUAGCAUGAGGGUCUCGGACACGGACCUCGAAGAGGUCCGGGAAGGCAUGAAAAAGCUGGGGAUGCAGCCGCCUAAAGCCUAAGAAGAGGAGAAUCCCCCCGAUAUAAAAGCAUUAUCCAAAGCACACCCCUCAGAAAUAAAUACGACAAGCUUCUUUCCCCGUCUCGAAGGCCGACGUUGAGCUUUUCGGUUCUCGUCCACAAUUUCCUCCUACCCUCCUUCUCUUUUUUUUUCACUUUUCUUAUUUUUCUACUUCUUCUUUUUAUUCGUUCCUCGCUAGGUUAAUCCCCGUAAAAUAACCAUAAUUAGAGUGUGAAUGCGAGGAUGUUCUCACGGGACGAACGAUCCUCGUUGUUUCUUUUUUUUUUUGCUUCCUUGUAUUUUGCUUUCUCUCUCGUAACGUAAUCCUUUUAAGUGUCUCUCGGUUUUUUUUUUUUAUUAAUUUUAUUUUAUUUUAUUUUUUUCCAUUAUCGUCUCCUAAAUCCCGAUAAAAGAGAUCGACAAGAUGCCACCCGUGCCACGCGUGUAACAAUCGAUCGACGAUGUUAGGGGUAGUUUUUCGUUAUCGUUGCUAUCGUUAUCCGCCGAUAUCGUUUGCCGUCGAUUGU